ACCACACUAGGCGUUCUUGGUUGGCUGGGCAUCAUCAUAUCAUGUGCGCUUCCUCUGUGGCGUGUGACCGCUUUUAUUGGGACCAACAUUGUGACGGCGCAGAUUAUGUGGGAAGGGCUGUGGAUGAGCUGUGUGGUGCAGAGCACUGGCCAAAUGCAGUGUAAAGUGUAUGACUCCAUGCUGGCUCUUCCUCAAGACCUACAGGCCUCUCGAGCAAUCCUUAUUAUUGCUUCCCUUGUAGGUUUAAUAGCUAUAUUGGCCAGUUUUGCUGGUGGUAAAUGUACUAACUGCUUGCCAGAUGAUAUCGCAAAGGCUCGGGUUGCUGUAGCAGGAGGAGCCUUCUUUGUCACUGCGGGGGUGUUGGGCUUGGUGCCAUCUAGUUGGACUGCCCAUCGGGUCAUUGGGGACUUCUACAAUCCUCUGGUGGCCCAUGCUCAGAAGAGGGAGUUGGGAGCAGCUAUCUUUAUCUGUUGGGGGGCAGCGGUUCUCAUGCUGGUUGGUGGAGGACUCCUCUGCAGCUCUUGCCCAAAAGGAAGAGCAUCCCGUGGGGGUCGGUAUAUGGUGGCAUCUCGGAAUAGAAGGGAGCGCUUGGAUUAUGUGUGACUGUAGCGUGUUUGACUAUUCUGAGAACUGAUGUGUGGAUUUUAAGUGUGUUCUUUUUAAAUGUCGUGUGUUUUUUUUUUUUUGUGAACUAGGAGUUUCAACCUGCUGCUGAAUUGCUGUUAACUGAGCUAAUAAAUUUUUAUCCAACUGAA
Sinocyclocheilus grahami is the source of this 755-nucleotide messenger RNA. Its product is annotated as claudin-like protein ZF-A9. Gene Ontology annotation, molecular function: structural molecule activity. The transcript has a single exon. The annotation marks the transcript as partial. Lineage: Eukaryota; Metazoa; Chordata; Actinopteri; Cypriniformes; Cyprinidae. The record is from RefSeq and is a predicted model, not a curated record. Gene Ontology annotation, cellular component: bicellular tight junction; membrane.